AUGACAACGUUCAAAAGAAUCGAUGAAUUAAACUUUGCAAAGGAGAGGUUUAAGAAGGCCGUAGAAAAUUUGAGGCAGUUUAAGGAAGAACAAGGGAAAAGGUUAGCUGAGUUGUGGAGAAGUGGUGAGGAAAGUUAUGCAGAGAGGGAUUUCUUAAUCGAAGAGAAGAAGGCGUUGGAAGCGACAGUUGCGAAAUGGGAAGACCAGUUGAUAUAUUUUACAAAAAGUAAACGUCGAAGCAUCUUGCAGUGGAUAUCUCCUUAUAAAUGCCAUCCUGACGUUUCACUAUCAUCGCAUGGAGACGAGAUUGGUAAUAAUGGAAAAACUAGACUGCUUGAGGAAUUGAAGAAUCUCGUUCAGGAGAGGGCAAUCAAUGAUGCAGAUAAUCGGGUGCAGGAGAUUUUUGCAAAUACAAUGGCAGUGGUAAUAACUUUUGAUAAUGGAUCGGCAGCAUCUGAUAAUGAUAUUAAGCUUGAAGAGGAAAUUGCACUUUGUUUACAGAUUCUGUAUUGCUAUUUUGUGGAAGGAAAUUCAGAUAUGCAGUACGAAUAUUUUGUAAAAGAAUGUAUAAUAUUAGGUUUACAAAAAGGAGAUUUAAUGCUAGGAACAGUUUUAAAGACUAUUACUAUGGAUAAGUAUGACCAGCAACAACAAAAUGGUAAAACAACGGCUUUUUUAUUGUACGUAGAUGAAACAAACAAGUUGAUCGAUCUAGACGAAAUGACAUUCUGUACAGCUGUAAAUGCAGUAAGCUGA
Messenger RNA from Funneliformis caledonium, 756 nucleotides. The record is from the annotation of a GenBank genome assembly. NCBI's taxonomy places the organism in Eukaryota, Fungi, Glomeromycota, Glomeromycetes, Glomerales, Glomeraceae.